This is a messenger RNA of Fusarium sp. VM40, 1068 nucleotides long. NCBI's taxonomy places the organism in Eukaryota, Fungi, Ascomycota, Sordariomycetes, Hypocreales, Nectriaceae. The record is from the annotation of a GenBank genome assembly.
AUGGCAACUGAAGAACCCACGCCGACCACGCAGGCGAAUGAAGCCCCCUCGACCCCUCAGCCGUUGCAUCCAGUGACGCACUGGGAGAAUCUCGCCGCAACAGCUGAUGUCGACAGUACUGAUCGCGACUCUGUUAUCAGCUCGAAUACGGUUGAAUCCACAGCCUCAAUGACAUCGAGCAUCUUAUCUUAUCGGACAAUUCAAGGAAGAACAUUUCAUUCAGAGAGAGGGAAUGCCCACUACUGGGCAUCUAAUGACGAGCAGCAAAAUGAAUCGAUGGACAUUGUCCAUCAUUUCCUAUGCCUCUUGCUAGACGAUAAGCUCUAUCUCUCGCCGCUGAAAGAUGACAUCCAGAAAGCGUUGGACAUUGGAACAGGAACAGGAAUUUGGGCUAUUGACUUCGCGGAUAAGUUCCCCGGCACAAAGGUUAUUGGCACCGACAUUUCGCCCAUUCAACCUUCUUGGGUCCCCUCCAACCUUGAGUUUCAAAUCGACGAUUGUACCUUACCAUGGACCUUCGAACCCAACUCUAUCGAUUUUGUCCAUAUUCGCUAUCUAUACGGAAGCAUCAAAGACUGGUCAUCAUUGUUCAAAGAGUCGUUCCGAGCAUGUAGACCAGGCUGCUGGGUUGAAAGCCACGAAGCCUCACCCAUGAUUGAGAGCGAUGACGGUACGGUCACUAAUACCAGCGCAAUGCACGAAUGGGGAAGGUUCUUCAUCGAAGGAGGAAAGAAAAUAGGCCAAACAUUUACUGUUAUCGAUGAAGACCUGCAGCGAAAGGGUAUGGAAGCCGCGGGUUUUAUUGACAUUCAGGUUGUUGACCACAAGAUUCCUGUCACUGGAUGGCCUCAGGACCCGAAGUUGAAGGAAAUUGGUCAGUAUGUCCAGGCGGCUCUGGAGCAAGACUUUGAAGGGUACAUCUUAUACAUGGCGAGCCAGCUUCUGGGGUGGUCUAUGCAAGAGGUCACUGUGUACUGCGCACAACUAAGACGGGAACUCCGGUCGAGUGCCAACCAUCCUUUCUUUCGCUACAGGGCAGUCUAUGGGCGCAAACCAGAAGAAGACUGA